GGUGCGGGAAACGCGUCUGCUGGUUUCACUUGGACCGUCUGUUAUGCCAUCAUUAUUGCUGUAUCUUUCGUUUCUUAAUUUUCGUGCCGCUAGAGAGAAAAGAAAAAGAGAGCACAGACGAUUGCGUAGUAUAACAAAUGUCAACAUCGCUGAGUAAAUAGCUUCAUUAUUUUCAAGCGAUAAUUGCAUUGAAGUGUGCGUGUGUGUCCUAUAUAGGCUCGUUGCUGAUUUUAUUUUACGGUUACCGAGUGUACUACGUUUAUUCUCUGACUUUGACAUUGACUGUUGUUGCCAGCAAGGCAAUAUUUCAGGCUGUCUAAUAUAACGACGAGCAUAUACAUUGUUCUCCUCUGCUAUUGUUGUGAGUGCUUGUAUCACAUAGUUUCUCCAGUUGACUCUUUAAACAUUUUAUAGUGUAAGGUGGGAUAUGCUGGUUUAUAAAUUCUUAAUGUUAGCUGUUUCAUCAUUGAAUGAAGAUUGUUGGUACGCAAGGAUGGUAGUACCAAUUAAUCUCAGCUCUCGUGAGUGAUCAUCGCUUCUGUUUUUAUUUAAACAAGUUGGAAAGGGAGAACUGCCAAAAUGGGUUCCAUAGCUUUGGAGGAGUAUGAGCUGAUGAAAGACUCAAAAUAUCGAGUCUAUGUAUCAGCUGUGGACAAAGCACUCAAAAAUUUUGAGUAUACCAGCGAGUGGGCAGAUUUGAUAUCUGCAUUGGGAAAGCUUAAUAAAGUACUAUUGAGUCAUAUGAAAUUUCCAGUAAUCCCAAGAAGAAUUAAAAUUUCUAAAAGACUUGCACAAUGUAUGCAUCCAGCUUUACCACCUGGAGUUCAUUUGAAAGCUCUAGAAACUUAUGAUAUUAUAUUUAAGUGUAUGGGCACAAAUAGAUUGAGUCAUGAACUUUUUAUUUACAGCGCAGGUCUUUUUCCAUUAUUGGGUAAUGCCGCAAUGAAUGUACGACCAUUACUUUUGACUGUUUAUGAAACACAUUUUGUUCCACUUGGAGAACGAUUAAGACCAGGAUUGAGUGGUUUUCUCAGUGGUGUUCUUCCAGGAUUAGAAGAAGGUUCCGAUCAUUUUGACAGGACUAAUUCAUUGUUAGAAAAAGUUUGCGACGGUGUAGGUCCUGAACACUUUUAUGCAUGUUUAUGGGACUGUCUAGCUUCUAAUUCUGGAAUAAGGUUGCCAGCAAUUUCAUUUGCAUUAACACAUUUUCAUAAAAAGCUACCAAUGGAAGACCAACUUUAUAUAAUGGGGACUAAUGUCGAUAUUAUGGUCUCCGCGUUAUGUGCUGGGGUUCAAGAUAGUUCUGUAUUAGUUCAGAGAAGUGCUUUAGAUUUAUUGCUUGUUGGUUUUCCUGUGCAUAAUAGUCAAUUGUCGAGGAAAGAUAUGGUUAAUAUACUUACCGCUGCUUUAACUACAAUAUUGCGACGUGACAUGAGCUUAAAUAGACGACUGUUUGCAUGGUUGUUGGGUACUGAAGUGAAUACGUCAAUUUUAAAGAAAAAGGAAGACCGUGGCACAAAUGAAACUUCAACUGCGUAUUUCGACGUUUACUCCAAGGACAUGCUAAUAGAUGCAAUUAAGUCGACUUUAAAAACCAUUUGUAACGAUAAUCCCCAGGAUUUAAAACCUUAUAGAAUUUUGAUUUCCUUAUUGGAUAAGCCCGAUAUAGGUCCUGUUAUUCUCGAUGAUAUUCUAUACGAAGUUUAUAGAACAUUUUAUAACGCCUGUUCCAUAACGAGUAAACAUUCUAAAUCAAGCGAAGUGAUAAAAUCUGUGAAUCUGUUAUUUUCGACUUUGGAGCCACAAUAUGUAUGGAUACACUGCGGCUAUUUAUUUGAGAAAGCUUGUGAAAAAAUUAACAGCAAUAGAGGAUUAUGCCAAUGGCAGGAAAAGCAAAAACCGAUGGUCAAAGAAGUCGGUAGUGGCUUGCCAUCGCUGGUGGAAAUCUGCAUGCUAACCGAGUUUUUACUCGAGACUGUCUCUCUCGAUGCAUUUAUAGAUACACCAUCCGAGCAUUUACCGAGCCUCUUUCACAGCAUCAUCGAUAAACUCUCAAAUUGCAUAAAUUUUUUACUACCCAUGGAAAUAACCAUGAGUUUGAAGCUAUGUGGAAAAAUUCUGUCGAAAGUACAACCAGCCGUCUCAGCAAAUUCAACGGUUGAAAAGUCAGAAAGCGGCGAGAUGAAAUUAGAUUCAAAUGGGACCGCAUUACCCAUCGAAAGUGGUUUGGCUGCAAUUCCCUUGGAAAAGAGUCAGUCGGACAGUAAAUUAAAUAAACCCACCGCUGUCGAAUUGACCCAUAAUUUAUCGGAUCGUAGCCCUAGCCCAAGAAGGCGUGCCAAUUCGAGCGGUGCUCCUAAGAAGAACGACAAAAAGACGAAGAAAAAAUCAAGCAAGAGCACGUCUAAACUAUCGGAUGCCUAUUCAAUUCAGGUGGACGUAAGCAGCAUUUCCGUUAUCGUUAGCGAAGACGCAAAGUCCCCAAGCUCCAUGAGCCGUAACAAGAGUUUGGAGGACUUAAACAGCAGUGAUUAUCAGAUUGAUACCGCCAGUCUAGGUUUAAGCGCGGACGGAAAGACUACCUUCGGUGCGAGGGAUGCAUCAUCGAUGUGUUCCCUUAAUUCGGUGAGUCGAGGCCCAUCCCCGGCUCAGCAGAUCCAGCACUCUAUGUUGGAAAAAUGCCUGCGUUUGUACGAGAAAUUUUAUGUUAAAUUCAUUAUCCGUCGCGUUCUUGAAGAUAACAUGUCUGUGCCAAGACUAAGUGAUUAUGAGUAUCAUUUUGGUUGCUUGAGAAUGCCUUCGUGUAAGGAAAGCUUUGACGAGCGUACGAGGCAUCUGGAGAAAUUGUUGAAAUCAAAGCUUGACCCUGAGGAUUUGAAAGUAUAUAAUCAAAAUUCACCAUCUCCGUCGGAAAUUGAACCAAAGGGAUAUCUUGUGUAUCCCUACGUGGAAUCGAUAGAUUCAUCGUAUUGGGAAGAGGUAUUGAGAGUAGCAUCGAGUUUACUCGUCGAGUUGUCCACCUUCCCGACGUAUUUCUUACCGGGUGACGGCUUAUUGGAGGAGGAAGAGCCACGGGAUAACGCCAAUCUGCCGAAAUGGUUGAAGGUCUUGAUCGUUUGCAGCUGUUGGCUAAAUGUGCAGCCAUCCCUGCAACUCACGAGCAUUGCCACACUUCUGGAUCUUAUUGCAUUGUCGAAGGCGCACAGCGAUUCUGCUAGACAGACUCAUGGAGAAGGUGUCACAACUGUCGUCAUUGUGCCCCUGCUCAAGCAGUGGCACAUAACGUAUCUCAAAAAUUACACCGACGUCUUUCAAAUGCUGGCACAUAGAUUAUGGAAUCAUCUUGGUGAACUACCUGUACAUAAGUUUCGAAUACGAUGUGUCGAGCUUUUGCACGAAUUACAUCAUGCACUGGAUGAUUCUUGUGACGCAGUGGAGGAUGCAAUUGGUUUGGCACUGAUGAACGAGAGUAUGGAAAAGAAAAUCGAUGCAUUUAACAGAUUCGUGACAUUAUGGCACCUUGGACGAGAUAUUGAGACCAAUCCGAGAUUAAGAGGCUGUUUACGAGGUUUUGAUAAAUCGCUCUUGAAGCUCCUGGACAAUCUCGAAUUGACUGACAAUUCGCCGCUGAAGCUUCAGUCGCAAUCCUGGCUCCUGCAUUGCCUCGUGCGCAAUGAUAUUUCGCGCGUCGUCAAUCCCGUCCUCACGAUGCUCCUCGAUCCUUCCACCUGUCGCAUGAGUGUCCUUCAUGUUAGCAUCCAACACAGUAACAUCAUCCUUACGAAGAGCGACCCGACAACCCAUCAGGAAAAAUCGGAAAACUCGCAGGACGACGCCGAGGGUACGGCUAAUAUUUACGCGAUCAGUUCGGUAGACGGAAAUGUCAUCUAUCACGUUAGCAACGGUCAGGGUGAUCGACGUCGAUACGAUGAGACGGAAUGGCGAUUAGGUUUUCACAAGAAAAAAUCAUCCAUCAUAAAUCCAGUAAAAGUGAAGCGUAUUUUUGCAGUGACGACUUUGACGAGCGACAGUAAGAGUUAUCAAUAUGUGACGGAGCGGAAUCAAACGAUGAGAGAGCUAGAAGUUCCGCCAAGCAUAUCCGGUAAUAGACGAAUAUCGGUUUUCGUCAAUCCGCUAUCACAGAACGCCAAUGAAAAUUCAAACGAUUCCUUAACCGAGGAUGAUUCGUUAUCGACUAAAAAGAGCGUCACAACCGCUGGUAAUACCACGACUGCGGCUGCGGCUGCGGCGGAUGUCUUGAAGAACGCGAGGAGAUUCAAAAAGCCCGAAUUUAACAAAGGCUCGACGGGAAGUUUGGACGAGAGCCUAUUCGAGUCUGCAGACUCGACGACGCCGACGGCCAAGUCGAAGGAUAAGAACGAAAACACGAAGGCUCUCAAUGGAGAAAUUGGAUCUUCGUCGUUGGAUUCCAUUACGAAUAGUCUGGCUUCAAGUAGUCCUGAAAUCGUCAAUACAAAUAAGAUUUGCCAGCAGCAAAGACCAAAGAAGGAGCAUGUGAUGAUACCAAACAGCGCAAGAGAGAUCGCGGGGACGAUAAUAAAGGGAAAGUACCACAGUAUGAACAGCGAGUUCAACAACUCGAGUUACGAGGUAAACGACACGGUCGGCAGCUUCGAAGCCACCACGGAAAUACCAAGCUGGACUAUGGGUGACGAGGAAGCUGAUUUGGAGACCAGCACCACUGCCGAAGAGUAUUUCAGUAAUUCGAGCGGCAUAAGUGUCGUUGAAGAAGUGCUCAACGUCGUCGUGGAUAAAGUGAUCGAAAUAUGCGAAGCUAACGAGACCAAUAAAAACUGCGAGGAAUCGAUUCAAUUGGAUAAUGGCAAUACGAAGCGCAACAGCUCCGGUGGCAUUGGCGUACAUAAUCUCCAUUCGCACAUGCUUCUUUAUUGCGGAGUCUACGAUUCAAAUCGUACUCUGUACGCCCUGCGGAUACUACGAAAUGAGUUGUUAACGAAUGCCCGCAUGUUCCUCGGGGCGACGGCAACGACUGGUGUUGCCAAUAAUCCUCGUAGCGCGCCGCUCCUCGCGCUCCUUGCUCGACAUCGCAAGAGCAUCUUCGGCAGAAAUUUUCACGGCGAAGUCGCCAAUACAGAGUUCGUUGCCGCGUAUAGAAGCAGCAUGUACCUGGAGCUAUUGAUCAGCGUGUGCCUUUAUUUUGCGAGAAGUUACUAUCCGAAUCUAGGACAGAUGAGACUCACUCAGGAAGAGAUUUCGGGCAAUCGACAAGUUCAAUUAGCGAGUACAGAAUUGUUAACGCUUAUUUUUUCCGAAUUAAUACCCAUUGUUCGAGACUCCGGGAAAGGCUUUAGCUGUUACAUCAUAGAUCUAUUAACGAAAUGUAAGGUGCAAAAAGUCGCACUUCACUGUCUUGUAUCGAGUGUUCUAGCUAUGAAGAAUGCACAGAAAGAUAGUAACGAAGUAUUCACUUUUACCGAAGAAAUCGUUCAAUUUAACGAUCCCGUCACCGAAACUAACAUCAACAAGUGUAAAUAUAGAGCAAGUGACCAUACGGAAGCCUUUCAAAUGCAAUUGUUACGAUUAUUGCUAGCAUUGAUAAUGCUCGAGCAUCAAUGUGGAGCACAAAAGGGUGAAGACGUUGGGGCUGCAGCACCGUCGCCAACGACACCUUCUCGAGCAAUCGAUAAUUUAUCAGGGAAUACCUUAAAAUAUAUAGCAGGAGCACCGAUACCUCAGCAGUCAAUGUUUCUCGCCAGUAUACUUAGUGCUUUGAAAUUGGAGCAUAUGAGGCAUCUACACCAAUACUGGACGACCCUCGUCACAUCUAGUCUACCAUUUAUGGCAUCUUCAUUAACGCAAAUCGUUACGUCGGUCAUACAUCAGCUUUGCUGCAAUAUUGAGCAGUUGGCUUCGUAUUAUGUUGGCGAGGAUGCGUUACUUUCGACCUGCAAGAGUGAGGAUUUAAGUUUAGUCGAGUGCUGCUUACCCGCGGACUACACUGUCACACAUUUAGAAGCCUUAACUUUCCUUCUACACUACUGCUUACUCGAUACCUCGCAACAGAUUGUCUUUUCGUUCAAUCAACCAAGCAGUGCUAUUCAAACAGGAGUACCAGGCGCCAAUCCCGGGCAAAUUUUCAAUAAUCUCAUACACGUUUUCAUGCCCACUCCUCUAGCUACGGAUAUCAAUGGUACAAAAGAUAAGAGUGCUACAAACGAGCAACUGCUUAAUGCAAGAAGAACAGCGCUAAGCCAUUUACCUCGAAUAAUUGCCUCACUUUCUACACUUUGGCAAGCAGUUAUUGUUACAAAAGACAAUGAGCAGGCGACGUGCGUUGUUGGUAGUCCCCGAGUGGUGAAACAUCAGUUGCUAGAGCUUCUUUCGCCCAUAUCUUUUCAUCAUGGUGUGAAUUUUCUAGCUGCAGUUGCCGUCGCUUGGCACGAAAGGCGACAACCCUCUAUCAAUUCAAAAAGGAUAUUACCGGAAGCGUGUCCAAAUCAGCAAGUACUGGUCCAAUUAGUCAGUGCAAUUAGGGUGAUGCCCAUCGAUACAUUAGUACAAACUGUUCAUCAAGUUAUUAAGACUCCACCGCCAAUAAGUGGAGUGAAGCAGGACUUUUCCUUGGAAGUCUCGGUUUUAGAGCUACUCUAUAUUUAUAUGCAAAGUAAUACAUCACAGACGCUUGUAGAAUCAUGGGCUUCGCUACUUGGAUUAUUGAAGGAUAGUCUUUCUUCGAGUGCGCCAGCCCAAUUCUUAUUGCUAGCAAUUUUAAACGAAUAUGUGCAGAAAUGCCCCCCAAUGCAAGAGAAAAAAGAUAUAAGGGAUUUGCAAGAUAUAACAGCCAAGCUCGUUGAAUCGUGUUCUCAAAUUGCUGGAGCGUGUCUCGAGCAGACAACUUGGCUACGAAGGAACUUGGCCGUACGAGAAGAUGUUUUGGAUGUAUCGGAAGGAUCGACGGAAGGCAAAGAAGGUAAAGCUGGCACUGUAACGCCUGGCACUCCACCAAAUUCUGCUUACAGUGUCCAGGCGCAAGCUGUGCUUGCAGAAAUUUUGGCGCCUCUCUUUGACGUCAGUUAUGGCUCUCAGGAAAAGGAGCGCGUCGCUACACUACUUACUAAUCUAAUGUACAAUGUAACACCUUACUUGAAAAAUCAUACAACGAAAAAUAUUGCUUCAUUCACUGCCUGCUCGCAGCUACUUAGUUCACUUUCUGGAUAUCCUUAUACGCGUAAAGCCUGGCGCAAAGAUGUUUUGGAUUUAUUAUUGGAUCCUGCCUUUUUUCAAAUGACAGCCGCUUGUUUGCCAUUUUGGCGAACCAUAAUUGACAAUUUGAUGACACAUGACAAUACAACAUUUCGAGAUUUAUUAACCAAGGUCUCGAUUGCACAGAGUAGUAGCAUAAGCAUAUUCUCAUCAAAGGAACAAGAAUACGAGCAGAGAGCACAGCUUUUAAAAAGAUUGGCCUUUGUUAUUCUUUGUAGUGAAAUGGACCAAUAUCACAAAUAUAUGCCAGAAAUUCAAGAACGACUUGCCGACAGUCUUCGUUUACCACAAGUGAUACCCUCGAUUCAAGCACAAGUAUUCCUUUGCUUUCGAGUGCUGCUUCUUCGUGUCUCGCCGCAGCAUGCAACUUCUCUUUGGCCAGUUAUAGUCAGUGAAUUGGUUCAAGUAUUUUUACAUAUAGAACAGGAACUAAGCACUGAUACAGAAGAAUUCAGUCGUCAGAACAGUUCGCACAUCAAACUUCUAUCGGCGCUGGAUUCAUCUUGGGCAGUAAAUUCUAAUAAUGGACUUCAGGCUCACGGUCAUCCACAUUGGUUACAUUUACAACUUGCGGCUGCGAAACUUUUAGAUUUAGCGCUUUUACUACCAGCGCAUAGACUACCACAAUUUCAAAUGUAUCGUUGGGCUUUCGUUGGAGAUGCUGCGUCAGGAAGUACAGAAAACAAUAACUUGAGCUCGGAUUUCGUUCCACAUAUAACAAGGAUAGCAAAACUUAUGGAUAAUAAAUUCAAGGAGGGCGAGUCGCUGUCUAAGUUACCGGCUGGUGAGCUCUUACUAACGUCGAGCAACAUCCGCUCGCUCCAGGACCUCCAUCACUUCUUUACGGCGCUGAGUCGUAGGCCCGAGGAAUCGCAAGCACACCUGAACGUCGCCCACCUCGAGUCUGUCAUAGAACAGGAUUUCCUCGAGAAGAUGCCCAGUUUACCCGCGAGAUAGUAGAACAAAGGAACCGCCGUCGUCGUCGCCCCGAGACUAGCAUUCGUUUAAACGAGAGUCGCUGCUAGACCGCACGAGCCUCCCGGAAUCCUUGCUUCGUUGUCUUAUGCCACGGGAAUGUGGUUGCGUUUAUAAUGAACUAGAUGACGAUGAUGAUACCGGAAUUCAUCGAUCGUUAUCCGACGUCCUUUUCUUUU
Molecule: messenger RNA, 8399 nt
Organism: Ceratosolen solmsi marchali
Lineage: Eukaryota; Metazoa; Arthropoda; Insecta; Hymenoptera; Agaonidae
Product: protein dopey-1 homolog
Exons: 29
Coding region: 580-8202 (2540 amino acids)
Biological process (GO): Golgi to endosome transport
Cellular component (GO): trans-Golgi network; endosome
Source: RefSeq, a predicted model, not a curated record